Molecule: messenger RNA, 917 nt
Organism: Paramecium pentaurelia
Lineage: Eukaryota; Ciliophora; Oligohymenophorea; Peniculida; Parameciidae
Source: the annotation of a GenBank genome assembly
AAUGGUUAAGUUUGUUUAAAUACUAAGUUUGAAGAAUAUGUUAUCGAAGCUCAUUACUUGUAAAGAGACACUACUUCGAUAAACUUCAUUCUUAGAUUCCUCUCUAAAUAAAAAUCAGUGUCUCAAUCAAAUUCACUCACAAGAAAUGCAAGUCAAAAAAAAUAAUGAAAUUCUUAAAUUGUUAGAGUCAAAAUGCAAAAGUCUAAAGACAGAAUCACAAGAAGAGUAUUUUAAAAUAAUGGAAUAAACCAUUUAAAUACUAGAUUAGUAACUCUAACUAAUUAACAAAAGUAUAAAACAUGUUUAAUAUAUUAGUAAUGAAAAAGUAAAAUAAUAGAAAUUAAAUUAAAUAUUCUUCAUUAAGAUCAAAUAUUUUAGAAAAAGCUGCCAAUUACUUUUAUGAAAUUUGGUAAUUUGAUACUCAAAAUAUAGAUUACCUCAAAAAAUAUUUAGAUGUAUAUAUAUUAUAUUUAUUAAAGAUUGUUAAAUGUUUUAAAGGAACUCUAUGUGAUCAAUACCUAGAAGGACUUUGCAAAUAUGCAUAAUAUACUUAAGAUUAUGAAGAGCUUGCAUAUAUUUAUACUCAAAUUGAAAAGAAUAAAUUUUCAUAAACAUAAAAAAGAUGUGCCAUGACUCUUUUUAUGUUAUCAUAAGAUGAACUUUACUAUGAACAUUUUCUUUUAAAUGAAUCAAAUCUGUCUGAUUAAUCAUUUGAAAUUAGAGUAAUUAUAUUUAAUCAUUCUAUUAGUUUCAUCUCUUUGCUACUCAAUAUUUCCAGUAACAGAAUUGUUAUCAUACAACAAAAUUUCACAAAUAAUAAUGUGAAUAUAUGUCAUCCGAAUAUUAGAGAUCCAUUGCAUAAAGCAAUUUGGAACUUUAAUUGUCAUUCAUGAAAAAUAAUAGCAAUCAUUGAUUGU